GCCGUACCUGUGCAGGCCCAAGCUGAUCUUGCUCUCCUCUCCCCGUUCCGAUCUCUCUCCAGGCUCCGGCGGAAUCCUGUAGUUGCGCUCCCACUCGCACCUCGCCGUCGGCCGCCGCCCGCCGAAUUCUUGAAGAAGCCCCACAAAAAGACAGCACGAUGGUUCAGAAGAAGAAGAAAGCAGCCGCGGCUCCCAAACUCCACAAGCCGAAGCGCGACGCGGCGAAGAAGUUCGGGAAGAAGGCUGACAUGGCGGAGUUCAGGGCGCAACUGGACUCCCUUGGGUUGAAGAUAGUCGAAGUGACCGCAGAUGGCAACUGUUUCUUCAGUCUGCAGGGCAAUGGGUGACCAGCUUGAGGGCAGUGAGGAAGAGCACAUGAAGUACCGAUCAAUGGUUGUGGAAUACAUUGUGAAACAUCGGGAGGAGUUCGAGCCAUUUAUCGAGGAUGAAGUUCCGUUCGAAGAAUACUGUGACUCUAUGUUAAAGGAUGGGACUUGGGCUGGCCAUAUGGAAUUGCAAGCAGCUUCACUUGUCACAAGAAGAAACAUAUGCAUUCACAUGCUUAACUCACCACGAUGGUACAUAAACAACUUUUCUGGUCGUGAAGCUACUAAUAUGGUUCAUUUGUCGUAUCAUGAUGGCGAGCAUUACAACAGUGUCAGGCUGAAAGAAGAUCCAUGUCAAGGUCCUGCAAUGCCAGUUGUUAUCAAGACGGACGCCAAUAUAUCUAGUACAAAAAAUAACGCUCAAACAAAAGCAAAGGACCUGAAGAAAUCCUCACACAGAUCAACCUAUGAUCACACAUCAGUUAAAUUGGUCAUGGCUGGAACUGGAUGUUCUGAUGUCGCCGCAGUUGAGCAUGUUUUGGGAGAAAUGGACGGUGAUAUUGAUGCUGCCACUGAGUACAUCAUAGCCGAGCGACUUGCGGUGGGUACUGAUGAUGCAGAGGGAGACCUUUAUAUGGACUGUGCAUGUAAUGGAGAUGAACUUUACAAAUGGCAAGAUGAGAACGAGGUGAUUGAGCACAAGGAUGAAGCAAGUUCUAGCAAAGAUGAAACAGUUCAGAAACCCAAAAGUUCACAUUCUAAUAAGGACAAGUCUAAAACCAAGGAAUGCUCUUGUGGCUCUGCAAGGAAGCACAAGACGUCUUGUUGUUUAGCUACGGCUGCACCAUCGAGAGAACCUCCAAGGGCCAAAGGUGGCCAAGGGAAAGGCCAGAAAGGAAAGAAGCAAAAGAAGAAAGAACAAGCUGAAGCAGCACCGGUACAAGAAUCUAUCGCCGUACCAGACCUAGGAGCUCUUUGCAUCUGAACACUGAUUGAGCCAUGGAGGUUUUGUGACUCCACUGUAGCAACCCAGAAGCCGCAAAUACACGAGUCAUCAAUCUGGAAGAGAAGCCUGCUUUACUGCAAUGGCGUGCACCAACUCUGCUGCAGUCAGGUUGUGAUGUGUCUGGCUCAAUUCGCGUUAAUGCGUUGUGAUCUGCUGAGUGCUGAUUGACAGAUUGAGUGAUUGACAGGUAUCUCAUCCUCACUGUAUGAUUAGAGUGAAUGAUGUUGGCGAAUUAGCAGAUUUUGAGAUGGUAUAGAAUCACAGAUGAGCCAUCCGUGAUAUUUGUUUUCUUUAGUCAAAUCUCCUUGAUGAUGAAUGCUGUGUGUAAAGGAACCUCAGUUAUUAAAAGCAUAACUGUCGUGCUUAUUGGUGAAUUA
Messenger RNA from Phragmites australis (common reed), 1709 nucleotides. RefSeq names its product OVARIAN TUMOR DOMAIN-containing deubiquitinating enzyme 7. Gene Ontology annotation, biological process: protein deubiquitination. The record is from RefSeq and is a predicted model, not a curated record. Bases 310 to 1311 code for a protein of 333 amino acids. The transcript is spliced from 11 exons. NCBI's taxonomy places the organism in Eukaryota, Viridiplantae, Streptophyta, Magnoliopsida, Poales, Poaceae. Gene Ontology annotation, molecular function: cysteine-type deubiquitinase activity.